Hydractinia symbiolongicarpus is the source of this 2973-nucleotide messenger RNA. RefSeq names its product endothelin-converting enzyme homolog. The record is from RefSeq and is a predicted model, not a curated record. Gene Ontology annotation, biological process: protein processing. Bases 459 to 2795 code for a protein of 778 amino acids. The transcript is spliced from 16 exons. Gene Ontology annotation, molecular function: metalloendopeptidase activity. Gene Ontology annotation, cellular component: plasma membrane. NCBI's taxonomy places the organism in Eukaryota, Metazoa, Cnidaria, Hydrozoa, Anthoathecata, Hydractiniidae.
GUAUAUUUUACCGCAUAUUGCAACUUUAAAGCGAUAUAUGUUCUUUGUUACUACUUGAACGUAAGUUUUUUUAUUUUCGAAUGUGAAUUGAACCAUAAAAGGAAUUUCAAAUUGUUAGAGCCAUAUAUACAUGCACAUAAAAUCUUGAGCAUGAUUUUUUUGCAUAGUCUUCUACCGUACGCUUUUGUUUAUUGUUACGCUUCAAUGUUCUUAAACGCUAAAGAAGGAAACUGGUCAAGACCUUUGUUCGAAACAUUGCGAAUGAAAUAUAAUCCUCAAAAUGAUGGAAACUUGAUGUAUAGUUUAAAUUUAAAGAUGGCAGCCGAAAAAUAAGAAGAAAGUUGUAUAUAACUUAUGCUGGCAGAUUAUUACAACUUCGUAUAAAACAAAACAGGAUAAAAUAAAAUUGUAAAAUAUAAAACAAUAAAUAUAUCAAACAAUAAUUAAUUAGGUGAAACAUGACUUGGGAUACAAGGUGGGGCAGUGUAAGUUCAAAUCAGCGUAGGGAAAAGAAAAGAAAAGAACAUAUUUCUCAGAGACAGUUUCUUAUCAACUCCAGUGAUAACGACAGUGAUGACGAAGAGUGGAUACAGCAGUUAGAAAGGGAUUACGGUAAACGACAGCUCAAGAAAACGAAAUGGACAAGACUUGAGAAGUUAUUACUAGCGGCACUCGGUUGUACGCUCAUAUUUGUGUCUGUUUUACUAACCGCUAUGUUUUACUCGCGGUAUAAACAUGGUGAGACUUUACUCGAAUUUACUUUAGGAGGACAGAAAUUUUGCAACGAAAAGGGCUGCGUUGAAGCUAGUCAUAGAGUUUUUACUUACAUGAGUGACGCUUUGGACCCAUGCGAUAGUUUUUAUGAUCACGCGUGCGGCUCGUGGCUAAAAAACGAGAUACUUCCACCGACACAUACAAAAUGGACAAGUUUUGGACAAGCGUCGGAUCAUAACCAACGCAAACUUAAAAGUAUAUUAGAUCGUUUGGAAAAGGGUGCAGAAAAUAGUCUCGCUUUACGAAAGGUACGACAGUACUAUAAAGCUUGUCUAAGAAAAGACUUCAUCGAAUCUCACGGCAACGAAACAUUGAUAGCACUAAUUAAUGACGUUGGUUCGUGGUCCAUAACAAAUAGAUCAACGUGGAAUGAAGAACAAUGGAAUUUUGAUCAUUCUUUAUCGAAGAUUCAUCAUUUAAAGAGCAUGCCUUUAUUUUAUAUGUACGUUGCGCCCGAUGACAAGAACUCUAGCAGAAACGUUAUUCAGAUUGAACAAUCCGGUGUUACACUAUCAGAUGAAAGCAUAUAUAAGAGAUCAGCUGAAGAUAAGAUUGUGAAGGCAUACAAGAAACUCAUGAUGAACGUUGGUCUUCUGCUUGGCGCUGAGAAGGAGAGCACAAAGAAGCAAAUGGAUGAAAUCUUCGAGUUUGAGAAGAAACUUUCGGAGAUAUACGAAGACAGAGAGAGACUUCAACAAGCUGAUCAAAUCUAUCACAAGAUGAAUAUUGAAGAAUUGCAACGUUUGUGUCCUGCUAUUCCCUGGCUGGAUUAUCUGAACAGCAUGUUUACAGCGCCUGUUAAAUCUAGUGAACCGGUUAUUGUGUAUACGCCAAACUAUUUUAAAAACAUGUCAGAUCUUGUUAUACGAACAGAAAGAAGAAUCAUUGCAAAUUAUAUGGUAUGGCAUCUGAUCAAGCCCAUUCUACCCUUGCUUUCCCAACAAUACCGCAGUGCUGCGAUUGAACUGGCUUCUAAGGAGACUGGGAUGCAGGGAGGCCAAGAUAGUUGGAAGAACUGCGUAACAAAAACAGAUUCUGUGCUUGGAUUUGCGACUGGAUAUUUGUUUGUUAGAGAAAUGGAAAAUGAAGGCAAAUACAUGAAACACGAGGUUAACGAAAUGUUACAGACGAUAAAGGAAGAAUUCAUUUCAAAUUUACAUUCAGUAAAAUGGAUGGAUGACGUUACAAAGAAACGUGCAGUACAAAAGGCAACCUCAAUUAUCAACAUGAUUGGUUAUCCAGAAUGGGUCAAAUCAAUUGAAAAGUUAGACAAAUAUUACGAUGGUCUCGAAAUAUCUGACAAUCCAUUAUCAAAUUUCUUAAAUGCAAGACAGUUCUACCAUGAAAAGACAAUGCAGAGGAGAGGAAAAGCCGUACAAAGGGACGAGUGGCAUAUGGCACCCACUGAAGUUAAUGCCUACUACAAUUCACCAAAUAAUUAUAUAGCAUUUCCUGCUGGGAUCCUUCAGCCACCAUUCUUUGACCAUGGCUACCCGAUAUCUGUAAACUUUGGAUCAUUAGGGUUUGUAAUGGGACAUGAAUUGACUCACGGAUUUGAUUCGCAAGGACGACAUUAUGAUCAAUUUGGUAAUAUGAUAAAAUGGUGGACCAACGCAACAACAAAAGCAUUUUUAAAUCGAACGAAGUGUUUAGAAAACCAAUAUUCAGCGUUUGGAAGCAAAACGAGAGCAAAGCAAACAUUAGCUGAAAACAUUGCAGAUAAUGGAGGAUUGAAAAUUGCAUAUAAUGCGUUCAAAGCAACAGAAUACCUCCAUGGUGCGGAUAAACUUCUUCCUGGAUUCAAACUUACUCCAGAUCAGCUAUUCUUCUUGGGUUUUGCACAGACAUGGUGCACAUUGGCCACACAAGAGAAAAAAGAACAGUCUGCUCAAUUAAGUAUCCAUAGCAACGAAAAAACAAGAGUGGAUGUCGUGCUAUCAAACUCCAAAGAAUUUGCUAAAGCCUACAACUGCCCGGUUGGCAGCAAAAUGAACCCUGCGGAGAAGUGCAAUAUAUGGUAACAGAAGAAUGUCCUCGCAAGGCUUAUAAUGCUCUGAAGAAACUUGAUAUUUGUGCACAUAUUUAUAAAAUGUAGAUUUGUAGUUUUAAAAAAUUGUACCAGUAACGAGAAAGUAACGUAUUUGCAACGUAAUAGGAUAUUGUAUUUAUUUUUUUAUUAUUUAAAAUGUAGCAACUUAA